CGCUCUUCCACAACCUUUCACGCUUCUGGCACCUGUAAAAUGGGACCUCGUGGUGACCCAACUGCUGUCGUUGAUCCCAAAUUAAAGGUGAUUGGUAUUUCAGGAUUACGAGUAGUAGAUGCAUCCAUCAUGCCCGAAAUAGUAUCGGCACACACAAACAUACCUGUUUAUAUGAUUGCCGAAAAAGCAGCAGACAUGAUCAAAGAAUAUUGGGGAGACUUGGAGAAGUUGCAAUAGUGAUAAAGUAUUUUUAUUAGCAUUUUACUAUGCAGCAAUGUUAUAAACACAGAAAUUCCAUGUAUUGUUUGUAAUGUAUUUUUUGAAAAGUAAUUAAUAUUUAAGAAUGAGUUGAGUCAAGUAUUUGUUGAUUUUAUAAGUCCAAGAAAUAAAAAAAAUGCUUAUAAAA
This is a messenger RNA of Wasmannia auropunctata (little fire ant), 406 nucleotides long. Its product is annotated as choline dehydrogenase, mitochondrial-like. Gene Ontology annotation, molecular function: oxidoreductase activity, acting on CH-OH group of donors; flavin adenine dinucleotide binding. NCBI's taxonomy places the organism in Eukaryota, Metazoa, Arthropoda, Insecta, Hymenoptera, Formicidae. Bases 40 to 237 code for a protein of 65 amino acids. The transcript is spliced from 2 exons. The record is from RefSeq and is a predicted model, not a curated record.